This is a messenger RNA of Symbiodinium natans, 6417 nucleotides long. The record is from the annotation of a GenBank genome assembly. NCBI's taxonomy places the organism in Eukaryota, Dinophyceae, Suessiales, Symbiodiniaceae.
AUGGCCGACAUGGUGGCCUCCACCCAGCAGAGCUUUAACAUCCAGGAUCAGUUCACCAUAGCGCUGAGCCUGCUGAAAGGGUGCCCGAGCUCGCAGGUCACCAAGACUGGAGACAUCUUGAAGGCUUUGGUCGAAGACGUGCGGCCCAACCUCCUCAAGGAGCUCCUGGCCAUGGACCACGUCUCCCUGGGGCCUGGAAAAGUGCGACUCAGUUCUGCCCAGAAGCUGCUGUCGGGACUUCCCCAGGAGGACCAAGCGAUGGUGGCGGAUAUCCUUCCAUCCAAAGUCGUGAAGGAGAUCACUGUGAAGGUGCUCGAGGAUGCUGCUGCGGACGAUGCCAGCGACAUGAAGGGCCACGCAGGAGGCUACUUCGAUCCGAAUAUCGACAUAAGCAAAAGAUGCAGAAAGUCCUUGAUGACGAGGCUCAUCAAGAAGCUCAACUCCCAAGAGAUCAAGGUGCUCUUUGAUGAGCUGGGCAAGCGGACGAAGACAGCCAUCCUGAUUGACAUCUUCGACUACCAAGACCCAAAAGACCUUGAACUCUGCGCCGAGAUGAUCUUUGUGGAGCCCAGCGUCAAGGCCUUUGUGAAAGGCCUUUGUGAUGAAGCCAAUGAGCAGUUCUUGGUUCAGACCGCGCACCGUGCUGGCCAGGAUAAGGCGUUGGCACUUGUGGCGCCCGACAAGGUUCAAAAGGAGGCCCCUCGAGCAGUUCAGAGGCACAACGAAAUGGUGCAAACCGCAUUCUCCUGCGUCUCUGAGGAGCUGAUACUCACAAGAAAGGAGCAGAUCGAAGAGGCUUUUGACCCCACGGGAUCCUGGAUGGUUACCCAGUGGCAGACAGAUUCGUCUCCCGUCGAGCAGGACAAGGAGAAGCAUACGGAAGCCACGGAGCAAGCCCUCGAAGCUGCGCGCCAGGCGGAACAGGAGAUGGAUGCCUUCGAGGCCGCAACACGCGCCGAGCAGGAGGCUGCUGCUGCCAUAGCUGCGGCCAUGGCCGAGAAGCAAGAGGCCUUGGAGAAAGCGGAGGAAUCCGCAGCUGCCGCAGAGUCUGCAAGGGCGGAGGUGCAGAAGCGGGAGGAAGAGAUGCGUCUCUUCAAGGAGCAGAUGGAGAAAGAGCUCCAGGAGGCGGCCGCGAGGGCACGUGCCGAAGCGCAGGCUGCUCACACUGGUCCAGAGGGUGGCCAAGACGAGGAGCUCUUGGCCCAGGCUGUUGCUCGAGCCCAAGCGGAGGCUGCAGCUGCAGCCGAGGCCGCCAUGAAGGAGAAAGAGGCCGCUCUUCUCGAAGCCCAGCGAAAGGCGGAGGAAGAGGCUGCGGCGGCAAUCGCCCGAGAGCAGGCAGCAGCCGAAGCUGCGGCUGAGAUCAAGGCUAGAGAGGCGGAAGCACAGGCUGCCCGAGAACGUGCAGAGCAACAGGCGAGCCUCCAACGCAAGGCCAGCACCGUGGCCGCCGAAGAGGCUGCCAGGGCAAUGGCUCAGGCUCAGGCCGUUGCCUCCGCGGCGCAGAAGGAGCGGGAAGCCGUGGAGAAGGCCAAGGCCGCAUGGGAGGCUCGGCAAGCCGAAGAGGCCGAGGCUUUAAAGGCUGCGGAGCAAGCAAGAGACGAAGCUCUUGCCGCUGCAGCCUGCGCUCAGGUCGCCUUCGAAACAGCUGCGGGGGCGGUGACGGACGUCGCGUCCUCGCACAUGACGGAGGAAGAGCGACAGGCCUUGCAGGAGAAGGCGGAGAAGGAGCGCCAGGCCAAGGAACAGGCAGAGCAAGCCGUCCAGAAGGCGGCGGAGGCGUUGAAGGCCGCCAAGCAGCGGGCUGAUGAGGCCGAGCAUCAAAGCCGCGAAGCCGCCAUCUCCGCUCAGUUCAAGGCCUUGGGCAAACUGUCACGGGUCCAAGCCGCCUAUGCCACCUUGGAGGAAAGGCUGCGCAUCCAGGAGGAGGCGACAGAGCAGGCCUUGAAGCGCGAGCACGAAGCAGCGGAGCGGGAGGAAAAGCUUGCAUACCUCGUUGCGGCGAAAGCUCUGGCGAAGGAGGUGUUUCAUCACCACCGCGCAGCGCAGACCCUUCUUGCCAUUGAGCAGGGGGACUCCCCGGAGAAGUGGAGGAUGGCCCUCGAUGUGCUGAACGACGGUCCCGAUCAACUCAGGUCGGACGUCCGCCUUGAGGUGGCCAAGUUGGCCACGCAAUGGCUUGCCCAAUUCAGGUUGCAGGAGGGAGAGGAGUCAUUGCAGGAAUCUGUUGGGGACAAGACCCUUGCGGCCAUGAAGGACUUCGUGGAUGGCUCGGUGAACUUCCUGGCCGUUGCCAGGUCCGUGCAGACGACGCCACAGACAUGGAACGGAGCUGGAGACGCAGCAAAUGAAGCCGUGAAGCAGUCCCUUGGAGAGCUCGCCUCCCUGGGCGGCAAUGUGGGUCUCAUGGCUCAGGAUGCCAACUACCAGCUUCAGGUCGUCGAGAAUGCCCUGCAGGCGGCAAAGCAGCAAGCUGCCCAUGCUCCUCAACCGGUACACCACACGGUCGUUACGCCGUCGAUGACGGCGCAGGCUACUGGAGAGGCAGAAGAGACCGCCCAGCUGCAGCAGCCGUACCGCCAGCAGCCGCAGGCGCAUCAGGAGCAGCCGCAUCAGGAGCAGCAACCAGGCCAGCAGCUGCAACAUGAGCAGCAGCAGCAGCUGCUGCAGCAGCAACAGCAGGAGGUUGCAGCACUACUUUUGGGCGGAGUGGCGCCUGAGACCGUGCAGGUGCACGUGCUGCAGGAUCCUGAGAGGCCCAUGGCCUUGGUCACUGCAGGGACAGCGAGCGAAGGGCUGCUUUCGAUGUCGAUGGAUCCGCUGGAACGGCGAAAUGCCAUCCUGGCUGCUGCGAAAGCAAUCGAGGCCGGCAUCACGCCGUCAACAUCGUCUGCCUCCUUGGCCAACCCACCAGCUUUUGCCAGCACCAGCUGCCCUCCUUCUCAAGCCAACAUGUUCGCCUCGUCCAGCGAGCAGUCCUUGCAGGCGGGGAUCAGCCAAGAGCUGCCUUCUGCGCCAUCGAAGGUGCCGACGGAAUCGAUGCCACCCCUGGCCGAGCUGGGCCUAGAUGCCGGCCAGGUGCCGCCGCAAGUUCUCGAGGCCGGCGGCGCCGGCAUCACGCAGGCAACGUCGUCCGCCUCCGUGGCCACCCCGCCAGCGUUGGGCAACACCAGCAGCCCUCCUUCUCAAGCCAACAUGCCCGCCUCGUCCAGUGAGCAGUCCUUGCAGGCGGCGGGAUUAAGCCAAGAGCCGCCUCCUGCUCCUGCACCAUCGGCGAAGGCACCGCAGGUGCCUUCGGUCUUGGUCACUGCGUCGGAAGACUCGCCGCGUGAUCCUGCGAAGCCACUAUCGCCACGUUCAGGAGCUCAGGCUGAAGGCCUUCAGAAGCCGGCGCGGCGUCGAAAGUCGUCUCUGGAGGACCUUAUCGGCUCAACACAAGACAACCGGCUCGGCGUCGUGGAGAAGCCUCGCCGCCUAUCCCGCUCCAGAGAGCCUCUGAAGAAGACAACCAAGAAGUCCACCUCGCGACGGCUACUGCACGUGAAAUCCUCGGGGGGUCGCUCUGGGGAGGCCGUUACUGCAGAGCUGGACGAUGUCGGCGAAGACCUGGAGCUCGAGUCAAAGAUGUUGGCCAAGCACAUGGCGGUGUCCAUCGGCAAGGCAGCCGGCAUUGGCAACCAAAGCCCACAUGAUGCUGCUCUCACAGCAGCGGCCUCCAUCCACCAGGCAAUGCUGGAGAAGGGCGUGACAGCAGAGGAGGCUGUUGAGUUUGCCUCUUUUUGCUCCGGCCUGGCGGCUUCCGAGGCGGCCCAGAUGCAAAGCGCAACGCCGGAAAACGCUGCUUCCAUCGCUGCGGCUGAAGCUCAAGCAGCAGCUCUGGCCGCAGGCUGCCCGAGCGACUUGGCACUCCAGUGUGGCGCGCUGGCCGUGGGUGCGGUGGUCGCCAAGCUGGCAGCGCAGAGAGGCUGGAAUCCCAGCGACGCGGCAACAAUGGCAGGACAGUUCCUGAGGAGAUUUGUGGACUCACACAGCGUUGCCCACGACCAUUAUGUUGCCAUGACAGCGAUGGCGACGCAUGAGGCUGCGGAGGCCGUCGCCCUGGCGAACGGCUUCGCGCCCCGACGCGCUGCGGAGAUCGGCGCCGAGGAGGCUGCGAGGAUCACGGCCCAGAUUCUCCACUCCAAGCUUCGGAGCUUCGCCGACGACGCGGUGCGAAACCUGAGCGCAGGCACCGACUCGUCGAGCCUCUCCGGCACAUCGGUGGCGAAAGUGAUGUCGGCGUCGGGUGGUUUCUCUGCGAUUCAAAGUCCUCAAGGCGCCAAUGGCGCAGCUGCUCAGCAAUCUCCUAGGCCUCCAUCGAUGGAGUUCGGCAGGAGGCCCUUGCCAGUCAGCGCACGCCGAGCAGAGGGCGACGGCAUGUCGUCUCAAGGCCUUCCACCCGUGACGCCCCGAGAGGCCGCGCAGCAGCAGCAGCUCUCACAACCACAGCCAUCACGCCCGAAGCCGCGGAUGUCCAUCGCUGACUUAACUCUUCCAGCGUUGCAAGCCCGCCGGCCCUCCCAGGCGCCAACUGCGGCUGAGUCGAACGUGUCAGCAAAUGAGAAGUACCCGGAGACCUCGCGGAUCUUGAACUACGCCCAAAAUCCAAGGCCGCACGAUCAUUCGAGAUCUUCGCGGAGCGCCUCACCGGGCAUGGACCGGCAACACACCGAGCCAGGCCCAGGCGUCGAGCACAAGCCAUCUACACGCCUGCAGGAGUUUCGCAGGCCAUCUAUGCUCUCCAUGCAGUCCUUCGAAGUGCCCCUGCCUUCCCGUGACUUUCCGGCGGCCCCGGCCCCGACGCUCGGCAACCGCCCAAGGUUGCAAGGUUGGCAGCGCAUGCCGAAGCAGGAGGAGGCCAGUCCUGAGCGCGGGCGCCGCAACUCCGCAAUAAGAUCACCUCACUAUGACGCGACCUCCAGCCCUGAGCGUCGGACGGAUCAUCGCAGCGAGCCGGUCAGCCCGCGCGAGGAGGAGGACGACUCGGAGUCUCAGAACCUCAGCCCGAGGCCCGUGGAGGAGCUUCUGCGGCCGAAGCCUCCAAGCAGCUUCCAGGCGCUGCCGCCGCAGGAUCAGCGGCCGACUGCGCGAGAGAGGCCCACGCCGCGGCUGCGAGGGCCCGAAAGAGCCGAGAAGGUUAUCCGCGAUGCUGGAAGAGCUCAGACAUUCCUGCAGGAGAUGCAGCGGGCCCAGAAGCAGAGGGAGGGCGCCUUGGUGAAGCCUCCAAAGCGCGACGAACGAAGCAGGCCCGCAAACAUUGCGGCAGAGCUUCGUGUCGCCGCAAUUCGUUCCAGUCAGCCACAGGACGUGAGCCCGGGGAAGUCGCGAAGGAGAGGCUCGCUUCUGAUGAACCUAGAGAAGAAAGCGGACCCCUUCGCCCCGGACGUCGACGCACUCUACGUUGGCACCGGGGCUCCCCGCCCACAGCAGUCACCCUCCAUGUCGGAGGUGUCUUCGCGGAUGGCAUCCAAGGCGGUUGCUUCACCUACUCGAGUGCGAACUGAAGCCACAGAUGACGCCGAGACGCAAAUGCGCACUUCACGCCAUGAGGCGCGCCUGCCAUCGAGAGGCCCUGAAGCGAUAGAGAAUCUGCAGGAUGUUCUCUCGGUUUCCGUCAUGAGCACGGACAGCAAGGGCUUCGCAAAGCCUUUCAAGCCGGCCAAGGAGAGUGAAGCUCCAGCAAAUGUUCCUGGUCUCGAAGCCGAUACACUUGAGCCUUUGCCAAGGAAGGCGGAGAGUCGAAAUCCUCGCUCAGCGGAGAGGGAGCGUCCACCAGACACGCCAGGCAGCGAGGCGGAGGUCUUGGUGAAGAGGGUUCGAAUGAGCCUGGACAGGAAGUUUGGCAGCGUCGACGCUGCCUUCAUGAACAUGUCGGCGCGCAUGAGUCGACUGUCGGCAAGGAAUGGCGCAGAAGGUGGCCAGACAGCCGAAGAGAAGGAAGACAGGGCCCUCAUGGACCUGCGCCAGUGCAUGGUCGAGUCUGGGGUCGCCUUCAAGGAUGCCACGCUGUUUUUGCAGGCCAUGCGAUCUGGCCUUGGAGGCGCGCCGCCGUCCAUGCAAGAUGUGGCCACCUCGCUGGUGCCGGGCCAUCUCCUCCAGGACGCGAUCGACCAGGCGAAGAAGAAGACCGCUUUCUCAUUAAGUGGUCGUGAUGAUCCCAACAUCAACCUCGACAGUAUCCGUGGCAUCUCCAACCUGGACGCGAGGAGCAUCCUCGAGCGUCCAGGGGCACCCGUGGUACUGCCCGCAGCGCCGCCAGCAGGCGCCAGCGCGCGGAGCCGCUCGGGCAGCCAGUCCCCCGGCAAGCGCUCCGAGCGCUCGGAGCGCAGCCACUCCAGGUCCCCAUCCAAGUCGAAGGUGCCGACGGCUUCGCAGGCCUGA